Messenger RNA from Strigops habroptila (Kakapo), 1303 nucleotides. It is a transcript of the gene PEBP4, whose product is annotated as phosphatidylethanolamine binding protein 4. The record is from RefSeq and is a predicted model, not a curated record. The coding region runs from base 348 to 959 and encodes 203 amino acids. Lineage: Eukaryota; Metazoa; Chordata; Aves; Psittaciformes; Psittacidae. The transcript is spliced from 7 exons.
AUGCCUCACCCAGAACUGAUGAGGCAAUGGGGGAGACAGGCCAGUGCUAGUAAAUACUUGGGCAGCAUCCUUUAUAGUGAGCUGGGAAGCUGCUGGUGCAGGGGGGGAUUCGGGCCAGGUGAGGACCUAAAGCUGGUGGAUCGAUUGGGGACCAAUCACUGUGGGAUGAAAACACGUUGCCUGUUUCCAUGCUCCUUUAGGGGAUGAGCUGCCCCUUCCCCAGGCUGUGUUUUCAUUUCCAGUCCAUUCUUCCCCCUCCUUCCAGGGAAACCAUCUCCACGGCAACCUCAGAACUCCAGGCUCUGCCUCAGAGCUGCUCACCCAUCCCCAGGACCUAGCUGGGCAGGAUGAAGCUGCUGGGUGCUCUGUUGCUGGCUACUCUCUUGACUGGCGCCGCAGCCCCUUGGCCAGAUGAACCUUCCAGGACCUGCUUCUUCCAGAUGCUCAGCGGCGUGGACAGCUUGUUCUGCAGAGGGGAUUUGGAAGUCAUCUACCCCGAGCUGGGUGACGUGGGCUGCUCGUACAUCCCCAAGUGCCACCAGUACCGGCAGCGGAUCAGCAGGGAAUGGGGCAGCCCCCGUGUUCGGUACCCGCAGGCUGACAAGAACAAGAAGUACGUGCUGAUGCUGGUGGACCCCGAUGUUCCCAGCAGAGCCAACCCCAAGAACCGCUUCUGGAGGCACUGGUUGGUCACCGACAUCCCAGGUGCGAAUCUGAGGACUGGGGACGUCAAAGGGCACGUGCUGACGGAUUACGUCCGUCCCACGCCUCCUCCCCUCAGCGGGUACCACCGCUACCAGCUCCUCCUGCACGAGCAGCCAGCGCACGAGGCCAUCACCCUGAGCCCCGAGGAGCGGGUCUCACUGGGCUCCUGGGCGAUGGAGAGCUUCGUGAAGCAGUUCCGCCUGGGCUCACCAGUGGCCUCCACACAGUUCCUCACCAAGUACCACCAGGAUUAGCUCUGGCCGUUGUGCCCUUCCCCCGUGCAGCUGCAUCCCCUUCCCUGCAUCCCAGAGCCACAUCUGGGACCCACCGAGGAUGCACCCGCCCUUCUCCCAGCCCAGACUGAGAACAGAAACCCAGCCCCUCCGCUUCCCAAAGCCGGGAGAACCCCCUCAUCCCCUCCGAAGGUAACAUCCCAAACGGUGUCCUGGCUCGCCUGGGUGUCCCGGGAAGGCGGCAUCACCCUCUUCUCCUCCCCUCGCCCCAUUUCUGGCCUGACCCCCAGCAUGUCCCUCCUGCACCUUGGGGGUCUCAUGCCUUAAUGCCUGCAGCUUUCAGAAUAAACCAUGAGCGGAUGGAG